GGAGUGUUUGGUGAUGUGGCUCUGAAAUCCAUCCGAGGAAAUACAUGCAAAGAAAAAUACAAGCAGAGGCAUCUACUUGACGGAAGCUCACACAGUCCCGUCUUUAUGUUGAGCCGUCUGGCCACAGUCCUCCAGGAGCUUUCUGGAGAGGAGGGCGCAGAUGGAAACCAACAGGGCACGCUGGUGCCACAGCUCCCUUCCGGUGAGGGCCACGUUUCGGUGGACUCCGAGGUCCCCGAGGACGCCAUGGAGAGACUGGCUCACCUGGAACAACUGGUGGUGCAGCUGAAGGAGCUCAUCCGAGACCGAGACGCACAGCUCGCGCAGAAGGACACGGAGUUGACCAACAAAGAUGCACAGCUCAAGACUGAGAAAGAAGAAGCCGAGGCUCGCUUCACUAAGCUCAAACUCCAAGCUAAAGCCAAGAUGGCCUCACUCAACAAACAGAUAACUGAACUGAAAGGACAAGGAGGAGGAGCACAGAGUCCAGACAGCUCAUUUACAGGAGCUGGUGCUGCAGUCGAGGAGGAGCUGCAGGAGCUGAAGAACAAGCUGAGUGAAGAGGAGGCCAACAACAAGAAGCUUAAGGAGCAACUUCAGGCUACAGAGCAGCAGCUUCAAGAGAAGGGGGCUGCCCAUGCUGAACAGCUGCAGAAGCUGCAGAUUGUAGUGUGUGAGAAGGAUGUUCGUUUCCAGGAACAGAUUCAGAAACAUGAAGAGGAGCUGCUGAGGAUCACAACACAGACUCGGAAUGACAGCGAGCUGCAGCAGGCUCUGCAGGAAGUGCAGCAGCAGCGUGAAGAACUUCAAGAGGCCUUAAGCUCUCGCUCCCAGGAGCUGGAAAUGUUGCAGCAGGAAGUGAGCAGCGCUGAUCAACAAAAACAGAUAUUGACUGCUCAGUUCCGGCAGAUGGAGCAGGACCUGACUGAGGCCGUCAAGCUGAGGGAGGAGGAAAGGCGGCAGUGGGCUGAGCAGACCGGCAGGGCAGACGCAGAACUCGCACUUCUCAGAGCCAACCUAGAAGUCCUGGAAAACGACAGAACGGAGGAGGCAAGGCAGCAAAGCGAGCUGGCCUCCCUAAGAGAAGCGGAGCGUGUUAACCAGGAGAUGGAGAAGGUUGAAGUUGCCAGGUUGGAGGCAGAACUGGCUCUGAUGAAAGAGGCUGAGCUAGCUGCAGUCCAAGCACAUAAAGAUGCUUCAGAGAGAUUCAAGGCAGAAAUGGCUCAGCUCGAAAGCGAGCUUGCCUCGGUGAGAGAAGCUGAGUCUGCAGCUGUCCGGGCCCAGCAGGACACGUUAGAAAGAGAGAAGUCCGAGGUUGAGAAACUAGAGAAUGAGCUGGUAACUCUCAGGGAGGAGAGAGAGAGCAUGCAGAAUAAGAGUGAGAUUCUAGGUGAAGUUUGGAGACGUCUGUGUUCCCUUAAUGUGGAAAACCUGCCAGAGGAAAUCCCUGACCCUGCUGACCUGUCCGUGCUCCUGGAAGCUGUGCAGUUUGUUGAGACUCACCUGACGAGGCUGAAAGAUGAAUGCAGACAAAGAAGUGAACAGUGCACCCAGCUCACCCACACCCUGGAAACCCUUCAGGAACAACUAGACGGAAAAACACAAGAACAAGAGGAGGCCACAGCCAAGAUCCAACAGCUGGAGCAGCAGACUUUAACGAUGUUGGACAGACAAGACGUCCCUGAACCGUCCCAGGAACAAUCUGAGGCUGAAAAAGCACACAUACUGGAGUUGGAGCAGCAGCUGUUAGAAAAGGACAACGAGCUGGUUGCCUUACGAGAAUCCUUGAAACCGUCAGCACAAGGCUACGGGGAAGCUGUUUCAGCUGAAAACUCUGCUCAGAGCCCAGAUCAGGAUGAUGCUGCUCCUGCUCAAGGUUCUGCUGCUCCGUCUGAUUUCAUGGACGACACACAAGAAGAAGAAACCGCCUUAGUUGCUGCAGACACCUCUGUCCUUUCUAUUCCUGCUGAUAACGAGAGCAGCCCAGAGCUAAUCGCACACCAGCCUGAGUCUCCUGAAGAAUUAAAAGCAACAUCCUCGGAUGAGAUGGUCACCAGCAGCGAUUCAGAGGUGGUGCAGAACAGCUGGACCCUCCUGGAAGCUGUGAAUCAAGACGUGGGUCAGGAGUGGCCCUCAGUCCCACAGGACUGUGUCCAGUCAUGGGUGGCAACAAGCAUGGAGCAGGAAGUCUCCACAGUCCACACCGAGUCCUCAUCCGUCAUCAUCAGAGAAACCGUUCAGGUCCACCUGACUGAGCAGAGUUCCUCCUCCACAGAUAUCAACGUGUCCUCACAUGCUUUUGCUCAGGCCUUAGCCGAGGAGCUGCAGAAGAGAUACAGCGAACUCCUGGCUGAGCUGCAGAGGCUCCAAAGUGCAGCUGCAGAGUCGCAGGAGAAAAUCAAGAGUCUUGAAGAGGAAGCGCAGUCCCUCACUGUUGCCAAAGAAGAGGCUGAGGCUCAGGCCAGUAACUUCUCCAGAGAGCUCGAGUCUGCUCGAGAGGAGCUGGAGAACCAUGCCCAGCAAAAUAGCUCUGCGGUGGAGAAACAUAAAGUCGAAAUGCAGCUUCUAGAGGAGCAGAUCGAUAUUUUAAACGGUGAAAAUAAAGCCAAAGAGCAAACGAUCCAGGCUGUGCAGAAGUCUCUGUUUGAGCAGGAGAGUGAGGCCAGGAUGCUGAGUGCCCAGCUGGAGGACAGAGAGCUCCUCUGCUCUGAGCUGGAGAAAAGGCUUCAAGAUAUGGACAGCAGCAUGUUGGAAUACUCGCAGGCUUCAGAGCUCAACAACGAGUUGCAGCUUCGCCUCAGCCAGAAGGAGCAGGAGGUGACGGAGCUCAGCGACAGCAUGUCUGCCAAGCUCCUUCAAGCAGAAGAAGAGAAGUUUCACAUCAAAGCUGAAGUGAGUAAACUGAAGGAGCAGAUUGUGGAGCUCAAGAAAGUCGGAGACGAUGAACCGCAGGCGACACCUGAACCAGCUCAUGCAGAGGAGGAACUCGUUGGUUUGAGAAAAGAAAAGGAAGAUCUGGAAGCUCAGCUGACGAGCACGAAGAAGAAGCUGCAGGCAGCACUGGUGCAACGCAAGGAGCUCAUGAAGAAGGUCAGCGAGUUUGAGGAGGAAACUCGUAAAUUAAAAGAAAACGAUGAAACGAUGGCGAGAGAAAGUCCUGAAAAGUUGCAAGAGGAAACUAAAGAACAUGAUGAUCAAGAAAUGGAGGCCAAACUUCUGGAGCUUAAAGAAGCUUUAAAGUCCAAAGAAGAAACGAUUGAGACUCUUGAGCAGAAAAUUAUUCAUCAGGAUAACGUUCUGACCGAGAUGAUUUCUCUGAAUAAAACACAAAGUGAAGAAGCUGAACGCUCUCAGCAGGCUGAUAUGUCCUCUGAAACGACUGCAUUACAAUCCCAAGUUGCUGCUCUUGAAGCAGAAUGUGAAGCGCUUCAGAAGAAGGUUCUUGAGGCCCAAGAAUCCCGCAAAGAAACCAUCCGCAAAGCCAAAGAGAAGGACCGACACCACCGUGAGCAAAUGAAGCAGCAGAAAGAGGAGCACAGCGAGCUGCUGGAACGCUAUGAGGCGCAGAGCGGCAAACAAGAAGCUCUUCUCACAAAACUCGGAGAACUAGAAGAAAAAAUCAGCUCUGCCAGAGAAGAUCUGCCCCAAGAAGAGCCUGAAACGAAGUCUGCUGCAAACGACUGGGUCCAAGAGGACUGGGUGGAUUUUGUGUCGACUGAAAAUGAUUCAUCACAGCCGCAGUUCAAGGAUCCAGUUCAGCCUCCUGCUAAACCUUCUGACGUUCUUUCAACAGAGAUGGAAGAAUCUCUGAAAGCUCUUCGGGAGGAGCUCGAGACCGUGCGACUCGCAAACGCCGAACUGGAGAAGCAGCUACAGGAAACGCAUUCAAGUCUGUCUCUGAAGGAGUCUCAGUUGCUGGAGAUGAGCAAAGAGCUACAAGAGCUGAAGGUAAAGGAAAGUCAGAUUCACACGCUGUCCGAAGAAAUUGAUGAUCUCAGAGAAAAGCAUCACCAAGCUGAGUCGUACGCAGAGACUUUGAAAUCAGAGCUGGAAGCUGCAGCCAGAACAUACGCAGACUCUUCCAUUACAGCUCUGCAGGCUGAAGUGGAAGACUUCAAGCAGUUUCUCGACAACAAGAACCAGGAGAUAACGGAGCUCAGUCAGCAGCUUGGCGAGCAGAACUCGCUCAUACACUCAAUGCACGACACUGUGUCUCAGAAAGAUGAGCUUAUAGCGUCUUUACAAACGGAAAUGAAGGCUGAGCAAGAAAAAACACAGAAUCUAGAGGCUGAGCUUCUACAAAAAGAGGAAGGGGGUGAGGCAAAGACCCAGCAGCUUCAACGAAAGCUUCAAGCUGCUUUGGUGUCGCGCAAAGAGGCUCUAAAAGAAAACAAAACCCUGAAAGAGCAGCUAGCUUCAGCUGAAAAGAUCGUAGCUGAGCUGCAGCAGAGAAUCAGCUCGUCAGAAGAUGAGCUGGAGAACCUACGAACUGAAAAAGCGAGACUUAUUGAUGAGGUUGAUCGGGCAUUACUGGAGAACCAAAGCUUAGGAUGCUCCUGCGAGAGCCUCAAGCUGGCGAUGGAGGGCAUGAUCAGUGAAAAAGACGCCUUUAAGAGAGAAGUGGAGCUGGCGAAAGAAGAGGCUGCAAGAGUGUGCAGAGAGUGGGAGGACAAAGUGAAAGGGAUGAAGGAGGAGUAUGAGACUCUGCUCAAGUCUUAUGAGAACGUGAGCGAUGAGGCGGAGCGAGUGAGGAAAGUCCUGGAAGCUGCCCGGCAGGAGAGACAGGAGCUGGCAGCCAAGGUGAGAACUCACGAAGGUGCGAGACACGAAGCCGAAAGACGAGCGGAGGACGCCCAGAAAGAGGUGGAGUUGGUGAAAGACAAAAUGAGAAAGUUUGUUAAAACAAAGCAGCAGAAAAUCUUGGAGCUGGAGGAGGAGAACGAGAAACUUCGAGAGGUGGAGGAAAUGUUUGUGAGUAAAAAAGAGGAGAAGGCCAUGAGAGCUGAAGUUAGACAGCUUCAGGAGCAGGUGGGAGCUCUGGAAGCUGAACUGGACACUUUAAGGCAGCAGAAUGAAGAUCUGAAUAAUCAGCUUGCGCAAACGGUGGAAAGGAAUCGAGAAACGUCAGAAAAUCAACGCAGCUCUGAAGCUGUAGAGGAGGUUGUUGUGCAGCAAACUGAUGCAGUCAUAACUGCAGCUGAGCCUGUUGAGAGUCCACAUAAAGAAAAGAAGAAACUCUUAACUCCAGAAGACACUGCAGAGGAACAAAUUGCAGCAUCUGCAACAAUACAUGUUCAACCUGCAGAGGAGAAAGAAGCAGAAAUCACUGGCAAUGCUCAAACUUUACUGGAAAUAAAAACGAAUGAGAUUGAGGCUCUUAAUGCAGAAAAGGAGCUGUGGCAGGAACGAGAAGCUGAACUCAAAGCUGAACUAGCCCGUCUACAGCGUGAUCUUCAGGAGAGUGAAAACAGAGAGAGUCUUUCGGCCUCUUUAGAGAAGUGCCUUCAAGAGAGCAAAGCGAGAGAACAGGGCCUGAUUGAAGAGGCUGCAAAGAGGGAAGCCCAGUUCAAAGAACUCCUCCAAACACUUGAAAGUGAAAAAGACAAUCUAGAAGAGCGUCUGAUGAAUCAGCUGGCUCAGCUCAAUGGCAGCAUCGCCAGCUACCAGCAAGAGGCGGCGGACCAUCGAGAGCACCUCAGCGACCUGCAGCGGGAGGUGGAGAGAUUGGAGAGGGAGCGGGCGGAGCUGGACGCUGAGGCUCGGAGCACGAGGGAGCGAGCUGCCCGGCUGGAGGAGGACUUGAGGCAAGCCCAGCGGGAACGAGCCGAAGCCGAAGCGGCGUCUGGGAAGCAGCGGGAGCUGGAGCAGCAGCUGAGGUCUGCCCAGAGGGUGAGAGAAGGCAGCCAGAGCCGAGCGCGGCAGCUGGAGGAGCUGCUGAGGGAGAAGCAGCUGGAAGUGCGGCAGCUACAGAAGGACAGCAUCCAGUUCCAGGAAAAGAUCAGCGAACUGUGCAAAGAAGUGAAGGCCCUUCAGCUGGGUCAGGAUGAGCUCCACAGCAAACUAGCACAAUCACAGCUGGAGAGUUCCAAAACUUUGGAGGAGCUGAGAAGGACUGAAGCAGACAUGGUCAGCUGUAAAGCUCAACUAGCCGAAGCCCAGAAACGGGCAGGCGAGGCCGAAGCUGCCAGAACUGCCACUGAACAAAACAUCCAACAGAGGGAGGCCAUGCUGAAAGCUGAGGCAGAGCAAACGCUUGACUCUGUGAGGUUCAGGCUGGGAGCUGAGCUGAAGGAGAUGGAGCUGAGACUGGAGGAGGCGUACACAGAAAGAGAAAAAGAGGAGGAGGCUACUCUGGAAGCCAGAAAGGCUGCGGAGGCUGCAGAGAGACGAGCCCGGGAGACGCAGACCCGUCUGGACGAGUCUCUGGCCAGAUUAGCUGCCUUCUCUCGCAGCAUGUCCUCCCUGCAAGAUGAUCGGGACAGAGUUCUGGACGAGGCGCGGCAGUGGGAGUCUCGUUUCAACAGCGCUCUGCAGGGGAAAAAGGCCGAAGUUAACGAGGCCGAAGCACGAGCCAGGGAUCUCGCAGAUCAGCUUCAGAAAGAGACUGCGCUGAAGGAGGAGCUUGAACUUUCUGUCAGCAGAUUACAGAAAGAUAACAACGAUUGGCAGCUGAGGUUGGAGGAAGAAGCAAAGAAAGUCAUAGAGCAACAAGCUGCUUUAGAGCAGGAAAAGAUGAAGCUCGACCAAACGACAGCUGAGUUGCUAUCUGCUCAAAAUGAAGCCCACGAGCUAAAAAAUGAAGCUGAGAGUUUGCAUCAAAGAUUUCGGGCUCUGGAAGAGGCUGUCAGUAGACUGCAGGGUGAAGUUGACCAGGCCAGGACUGAGCUGAGGGAGAGGGAGAAGAAGGCAGAAGAGCUGUGUCUGAGCGUGGAGCAGCUGGAGACGGACCUGCGUUCAUCCAAAACUUUGACGGAGAGCUUACAGACAGAGCUACACGAGAAGGAGCGCAGGGAAGUGGAACUGCUGGGAGAGAAGGAACAAGCUGUUGCACAGGCUGCAGAAGAGGCUAGAAAAGAGGCAGACAGCAGGGCACAAGAAGCUGAGAAGGAGCUGGAGCAGAGAAGAGGAGAAGUGCGGGAUCUGGAUGAAAAACUAUGGAAAGCAGAGGAAGAGAGGGACAGCAGCAAAACCAAGCUGGACUCUUUUAUGAAAGCCAUGGGUUCAUUACAGGAAGACAGAGACAGAGUCCUCAGCCUGUACAAGCAACUGGAGGAGAAACACAUACAGGUAAUGGUGGAGAAAGAUGGUUUGAUCCAAGAGGCGGCAGCAGAGAACAACAGUCUAAAAGAGGAGCUGCGCUCUCUGCUGGUCCAGAGAGACGACCUUUACGCUGAGAAGGCCAAACUGUCUGCUCAGCUUCACGGGUACCGAGAAGAACUCAACCAGGUUUUAAGCAUGAAGGACUCCCAACACAAACAGCUCCUGGCAGCCCAGAGAUCAAAGAUCGUCUCUUUAGAAAAGGAACGUGAGGAGCUGGACAGUCAGUUGAAGAGUCUGAGCAGAGCCAGAGAAGAAGAGGUGCAGAGAGUAGAGAGUGAGACUCUUAGUCAAGCUUCUAAUGUCAUGGCCUCUCAGGUGGUAGACGCUCCCGGUGCAGAAGUUGAGAAGCUGAGGGAGCAGCUGCAGAAAGAAAGAGCUCAAAGGGAGGAGUUGGAGGAGUCGCUGAACAGGGAAAGACAAGAGCAGGAAAACAAGAGCAAAGAGUUGGCUGAGCUUCGCUGGGAAGGAGGGGUGAUGCGCACAGAGUCGGAGAACGCUCAGGAGAGGGUGGCAGAGCUGGCUCGAGACCUGCUGACGGUGGAACAGAGGCUGCUGGAGGAGACUGAGACGACAAAGCAGCUGAGAGCAGAAAACCAGUCGUUUGCUAACGCCAUGGCCUCCCUGCAGGAUGCCAGGGAUCAGGCGGAAACCAAGGUCAACGAAUUGAGCCUGAAACUGGAGGAGGUUAGCAAGGCAGGUGGCCAGUCAGCACACAGCAGCCCCGGAGGCUCAACUGGAGAGGUGUGGAGCCUGAAGAACGCACUGCAAGCUCUGCAGAACGACAGGGAGAGACUGCUGGAGCAAAUUGAAACACAGAACACUGAGGUGAAGAAGCAGAAGUCAGAGCUGGCUCGACUGGGAGCAGGAGAGCUGAUUAAAGUCAGUCAGGAGCUGUUUGAGGAGAAGAAGAAGAAUGAAGACAUGCUGGGCGUCAUCUCGCAGCUGGAGAAUGUGGUUGAAGUGGGCGAGCAGGAAAUGGAGACACUAAGACUGGAGCGCAUCGACUGGAUGUCUCAGGUGGAGCAGCUGAAGCAGCAGACGCUCAGCACGCUAACAGAGAAAGACCAACAACUGCGACAGCUCACCGCCAUGUUGGAAGAAACUCGAGCUCAGAAACCCAAACUCCAACAGGAACGCUUUCAGAGAGAGAACGAUGAAGUGGAUAGUGCUCCUGGAGCCCCACAGGAACGAAGCAGCCACGUCUAUAUAGCUGAAGUCAAAGAGCUCCAGCAGAGACUCGAGGAAGAAACUCAGCAGAGGCUGGCAGUUGAGGAGCAGCUGAUGGCGACGCAGGAUCGACUCAAACGUCACAGUCAGGCUUCAUGGCACUCUGCGCACGAGGAGGAUCACUCGGAGACCGCUGUUUUUAUCGAGCCGCCUGAAGGAGCCGUCACUCGGACUCGGAGAGGUCCAGGCUUGAUGCGGAUGCUCCGAGUGGUCUUCUGCUCCCGUCAGCGAACCCCUCUGCUGCUCAGUCUCUACCUGCUUACUGUGCACGUUCUGCUGCUCAUGUGCCUCGGUGGAUACCUGUAACCUGACGAAGAAGACGCGUGUCCAACUCAAGCCAUGAAUAUAAUUUAUAUCCAACGAAAGAAGGCUGGGAUGGAUCGUCUGCACACACACAAUGCACUUUAUAGUAGUUAAUCUUUCUGCCAAAGUUUGUGGAGUCUGCUGAUUUUUGUUUGUAAUAUUUGGUCUUCAUGAAGUGGAUUUAAGCAGAUAAGACGUAAAGGAGCGACAUUUUCAUCUACACGUUAAGAAGGGAAAUGAGAUAUAUUGAAAUGUUUUGGCAAAUAGAGUUAAUGUGCCUUCAGGUUUGAACAUUAUUCUUCCAGAUGAAGGUGCAUAAUGUCUAAACACCCCAAAUCGAUGCCAGUUAAUACUUUAUAUAUUCUUAAUUUAUAAUUCAAAGAGUAAAAAUAAUGCUUCCAAGUUUCAGUGUUGUGCUAAAUCCUCCAUCCAAACCUUUUUUUUUUUUCUCUCGAGCUGUUGCUCAGUAAUCAGCAAAUAUGGCAGGGAUGUUCAAUCAAGACCAGUAAAGAAAAGAAGCACUGCAGCAGGUUAAAGUGUUGUUUAAUGGUGGGUUUUGUUGCAAUGGUAGCUCU
Nematolebias whitei (Rio pearlfish) is the source of this 9425-nucleotide messenger RNA. RefSeq names its product golgin B1 (gene golgb1). Gene Ontology annotation, cellular component: cis-Golgi network; membrane; endoplasmic reticulum-Golgi intermediate compartment. Bases 106 to 8853 code for a protein of 2915 amino acids. NCBI's taxonomy places the organism in Eukaryota, Metazoa, Chordata, Actinopteri, Cyprinodontiformes, Rivulidae. The record is from RefSeq and is a predicted model, not a curated record. The transcript has 20 exons.